Molecule: messenger RNA, 786 nt
Organism: Manis javanica (Malayan pangolin)
Lineage: Eukaryota; Metazoa; Chordata; Mammalia; Pholidota; Manidae
Source: RefSeq, a predicted model, not a curated record
GUUACAAGGGAAAUGGAAGAACAUGAGCUCAGAAAACUUGAGCAUCAGAAACAGCUGAUGUCUCUGAAAGAUAAGCUGAAGGCUGAGAUGGAUAAGCAUCAUCUCAGGUUAGAGAAAGAUCUUGAAAUGCAGCGUAACAACUUUGCUGCAAAAAUGAAGAAACUGAUCAAGAAACAUCAGGCUGCUGUGGAAAAAGAGGCUGAACUGAUGUCCAGUGAGGAGAAAAAAUUUCAACAACGUAUUCAGGCUGAGCAGAAGAAAGAACUGAAUAGCCUUUUGAAGUCCCAGAAGAGAGAAUACAAACUUCGAAAGGAACAACUUAAGGAGGAGCUGAAUGAAAACAAGAGCACCCCAAGAAAAGAAAAACAGGAAUGGCUUUCAAGCCAGAAACAGAACAUACAGCAUUUCCAAGAAGAGGAGAAGACCAAUCUUCUUCAACAUCAGAAACGGUACCUAGAGCUGCAAUGCCGUUGCUUGAAAAGAAAGUUGCUACUUGGGAGCCAUAACUUGGAGCAGGACCUUCUCAGGGAGGAAUUAAAUAAAAGGCAGGCUCAAAAGGACUUAGAGCAUGCAAUGUUACUGCGACAGCAUAAAUCCACGCAAGAACUGGAGUUCCGCCACCUCAACACAGUGCAGAAGAUGCGCUGUGAGUUGAUGAGACUGCAGCAUCAAGCCGAGCUCACUGACCAGCUGGAGCGUAAUAAGCGGAGAGAGCGAGAACUAAGGCGGAAGCACGUCAUGCAGGCUCGACAGCAGCCUAAGAGUCUGAAGGUACCUUUAGCCUAA